Messenger RNA from Dothidotthia symphoricarpi CBS 119687, 1650 nucleotides. Its product is annotated as PAP2-domain-containing protein. The record is from RefSeq and is a predicted model, not a curated record. Gene Ontology annotation, molecular function: sphingosine-1-phosphate phosphatase activity. The coding region runs from base 1 to 1650 and encodes 549 amino acids. The transcript has 4 exons. Gene Ontology annotation, cellular component: endoplasmic reticulum membrane. Lineage: Eukaryota; Fungi; Ascomycota; Dothideomycetes; Pleosporales; Dothidotthiaceae.
AUGGACUUUCCAGGGCAAGAACCGCGACUGGACGCGGGGAACAAGCAUCACGACCACUACGCUCAGAGACUCCCACAAUGGCGGAAUGCUCUGCGCCAGCGUCUGCUGCCCAUAGUGCGCCGGGAGACGCAUUACCUCGCCCUCCUCCAAGAUAAGAUGCGCUCGCCAGCCCUUGAUUCGUACUUUGCAUAUACUGCCAACCUGGGAACACACACCUUCUUCAUGGUCUUCCUGCCCAUCCAGUUCUGGUGCGGAUACACCAGCCUCGGGCGAGCGACCGUCUUCAUGUUGGCAGCCGGAAUCUACUGGAGUGGCUUCCUUAAGGACAUGCUCUGUCUACCAAGACCACAGUCACCUCCACUGGCUCGAAUUUCAAUGUCUGGCUCUGCUGCCCUCGAAUAUGGCUUCCCUUCCUCGCACUCAACCAAUGCAGUCUCGAUAACUUUCUAUGUCAUACAUACCAUACGGCAAUCGCCUGACCAGCACGAUCCAUACGUGUACAUUGGCUUGCAGGCCGCCUUCUACUUCUAUGCCCUCUCCAUCAUUUUUGGACGCCUGUACUGCGGCAUGCACGGCUUCCUCGAUGUCGUUGUAGGAAGCACGCUUGGCGCCCUGAUCACUGUGUUCCAGCUGGCAUGUGGCGAAUGGAUGAACUCCCGGAUAUUCAGCGGAUCCUAUGUGGACAUUGUGAUUGCGACGUUGAUCAUCUUUGUGCUAGUCCGCAUCCAUCCUGAGCCUGCAGACGACUGCCCGUGUUUCGACGACAGCGUCGCUUUUUCUGGAGUUCUUGUAGGAAUAAACCUUGGUGGCUGGCAUUUUGCACAGACUCGCUUCGCCGUAAACGAUCCCAUUCCCUCGACGGUUCCCUUUGAUCUGCAGGAAAUUGGGAUUGUCAAAGCAGUCGUCCGGGUUGUGCUCGGAGUUGUGAUGAUCUUCGUAUGGAGAGCUACUAUGAAGAAGACUCUGUUCAGGAUUCUUCCUCCCUUCUUCAGACUCCUGGAGCGUGCGCGUUUGAAUCUCCCUCGCGCAUUCUUCCUGAGUGCUUCAAAGUACACGUCGAUCCCGCCCCUGCGCGACGACGACAACGUCAUUCCCCCUAUCUCAGAACUGCCACACAUGCUCAGAAACCUCACCCAUCCACGCAAACGAGCCGUCUCCUUCGGCCCUCAAUCUGCCGCAGACGCCUAUGAAACACUCGCCUACCGCAACAGAAAGAGAGCAGAAAGCAUCACCUCGCACGACGGUACUAUGCCCGAAGGCAUUACCUGGUCACCAAGCCCUCGCUCCCCCGCAUUGGAGAAGGGUGAGCAGCACCUCGGCGCCAACGUCCUCCCCACACCCAUGACCUCACGCGUGCACUCCUACGAACAGAUUAUGGGCACAGAGAACGUUCAACCACAAAACACCACAUCCACCCCACCAGACAGCGACUCAGACGUCGCAGACAAAGCCAUAGAUUUCAUGCAGUCAUCCGAGGAAGCAGCCAACGAGAAACGGGAGAUAUUUAUGAAACUUACAAAACCGCGGGUACGGUAUGACGUCGAAGUCGUCACAAAACUGAUUGUAUACAGCGGCAUCGGGUGGAUAGCCGUCGAAGCCGCCCCUGUAGUCUUCGAGCUGGUAGGCCUGGGUAUGGGGCGUAGUCCAUGA